Molecule: messenger RNA, 1992 nt
Organism: Closterium sp. Yama58-4
Lineage: Eukaryota; Viridiplantae; Streptophyta; Zygnematophyceae; Desmidiales; Closteriaceae
Source: the annotation of a GenBank genome assembly
AUGCACAGCAAUGGGCUAGCACAAGGCGAGUCCGAGGACGACGUGUUUGCUGAAGGCUCGAAAUUCGUGUCGCUGAACAAUGUGUCGUGGACGGGUGGUACUACGUGCCAGUCCCGUGCGAGGAAAACUAAAGAAGUGCGGAAGGGGAAACGUUCGACACCCGUGCGCACGGGCAAGAAAAGCCGCGCUGAUGCACUUGCUGAUGGCGGUUGUGGAGCAGACAAAGACACUCAUGACAAUGGACAACAUGCACAUGACGAAACCCUUUUAGCUGCUGCCGCCUCUAUCAACCCCUCCUCCGCCCAUCUCACCGCGGCGACGCAUCAGCUCGCCGCCUCUCAGUCGGUCCCUGGCCUGCCCUCCGCCUCUGCCUCCCUUUCAGCUGCUGCCGCCUCUAUCAACCCCUCCUCCGCCCAUCUCACCGCGGCGACGCAUCAGCUCGCCGCCUCUCAGUCGGUCCCUGGCCUGCCCUCCGCCUCUGCCUCCCUUUCAGCUGCUGCCGCCUCUAUCAACCCCUCCUCCGCCCAUCUCACCGCGGCGACGCAUCAGCUCGCCGCCUCUCAGUCGGUCCCUGGCCUGCCCUCCGCCUCUGCCUCCCUUUCAGCUGCUGCCGCCUCUAUCAACCCCUCCUCCGCCCAUCUCACCGCGGCGACGCAUCAGCUCGCCGCCUCUCAGUCGGUCCCUGGCCUGCCCUCCGCCUCUGCCUCCCUUUCAGCUGCUGCCGCCUCUAUCAACCCCUCCUCCGCCCAUCUCACCGCGGCGACUCAUCAGCUCGCUGCUCGGAUCUCUCCCUCUGCUGCCUAUGUGCAUGACUCUGUUCCUGCACAGUCCAGGCCCGCCGUUGCACCUGGAUGGACCUCCCUGCCACCUGCUCCCAGUGCUCUCUCACCCUCUACCUCCUAUAUCAAUCCUGAGUUCCACCCCACCAACUCAGGUCAGCCUGGCUCCGGCCUCAUCCCACCAGCCUCCGCAACUCCUGCUGCUGUAGUGGCGCCCCCUGCUACACAAUUGCAGCCGUCCGGACUCCCAUGGACACUUCGUGUGCGCAAACAGAAGUCCGCUCUCCCAGACCCUGGACCAUCACAUGUGGAGGCUGGGUCGGAUGAAGACUCCGACGAUGAUGACUCUUUGGAGAAUCAAGCUGAGCAUGGUGGUGAACAGCGGCCUGUUGCAACCAGUACUUCGCGAGCCAUUCUUGAGGCCGCGCAAGCUCAAAUCCGACAACAGGCGCGACGCAUAGCUGAGCUGGAGAAUCAGCUACCUCAGCAAAAAGGCCCUCAUGCUGGCAGUCACGCCAUGGUUCAGCGCCAGGCUAAUUUGCCCAGCCCUUCCCAACAGUUGCCGGUUGCACCCCAGCUUGCUCCUUCAACCACUCGACCUUGCACCCAGCCGAAUGCAACACACCCCCUGAUUUUCUCACCAGUGGUGUGGCCACGAACGCAUGCCGCUUUUAGCCGUGCUGUGGCAAAGGCGCACAUCAAGCGGCAGGCCAUCGACUGCUCUGCAAUGUCGCCACGGCAAUGCGGGUGGUACAAUAACGUCAUCACGGCGUUGAAUGCUUUUCCGGAUGUGCACGAUGACCUUAAGGAAUACGUGGAUGAGGCUCUUGAUAUCAUGUUUUUUGACACCCCAGUCACUGAUUUUACAAUGUGGCCUAGUACCGAACGCCUAGAGGCAGCCUUGCGCAGGGCCCUAGGCCUCACAGAGCCGGAGGAGCAUUUCAUCGUGCGUAUUGUUCUGAAAGCUGACAAAUACAGGAACGGCUACAUCCGUGAUUUGAUUCAAGCGUUUCGCAACGAUGCCUUGACGGAUGGGCGCAAUUGGGUGUACGAUGCCUUCGACUUGCACGUGCCAAGACCGAGGCUUGGUGGGAAGAGAGAAGGCACCCUCACGACCGUGCUGUUCUUGGACCUGUACGCUGAAAGUGAGCAUGACUUUACACUCCUAUCAGACCCCCGCCCCUACCCCACCAAAGUCACAGCCCGGUCCUAA